Colletotrichum fioriniae is the source of this 1317-nucleotide messenger RNA. RefSeq lists its product as uncharacterized. NCBI's taxonomy places the organism in Eukaryota, Fungi, Ascomycota, Sordariomycetes, Glomerellales, Glomerellaceae. The record is from RefSeq and is a predicted model, not a curated record. Gene Ontology annotation, cellular component: cytoplasm.
AUGUCAACAUCGCUGGAUAACAAGGCAUCGCCUACCGCCGAGGAGCUGUUUGAUGGUCUCACCAUUAACGAUCAGAAGCAACCUCGACCCCCGACGAAUCGUCCUCCCGGAGUGCCAGGACGCGAAAACGUGCCGCCUGGAGCCCGUCGCGGUCCUCCGCCACCCGGACACCGUCCAUCGAGAUCUCAGGAGGAGGCGAUGAGACAGCGACGCCUUCAGGGCAGCGGUGGUCCUCCCCGACCUGGUGGAGCUCCUGGAUCGCCUCAACGCCGACCUCAGGAACGUCGACCGCGCAGAAACUCUGAAUCAUCUGUCUUGAUUGAUAUUGAGAAGUCCCCGACCGACGAAGAGAGAAAGGCGAAGGAAGCCAGACGUCGGGAGAGAGAACGCCGUGCCCGGGAAGGAAAGGAUAAGGACCCCAAGAAGCCCAGUCGCAGAAUCGAUAUCAUCGACCAAUUGGAUGCCACCAGCAUCUACGGCACCGGAUUGUUCCAUCACGAUGGUCCUUUCGAUGCAGCCAACCCCCACCGUAACCGCAAGGGCAGCCGACGUGCACCGAUGCAAGCCUUUGCCAAGGACUCCCUCAACAUGUCCCUUGGCGGCUCAGGCCCUCUCAACAAGCGCCCGGACCAUGCUGUCUUCAUGGGUCAUAAUGACGGCGAGGCAUCGGCAGACUUUGCAACUGCUGCAAGACUUGCCGAGCGCAAGGAUGAUCCUGCUGUCUUUGACCCCCGAGCUCGCGGUUCGAUCGUCUACGGAGAGGAGUCCAUGGGACUCGGUGCCUCGACCUUCCUGGAGGGCACUCCUGCUGCCCGAGCUGCCAUCCAGAAGACUCAGGCUGAGCAAGCGCAGCAGUCGACCUCCGAGGGUCUUGGCCGCAGCAAGUCCAUUGCCCAGCGCAUUCGUGGAAUGAAGCGGGAGCCUCGCGAAUAUGGUCCUUCCGGUCGAAUCACCAACCCUGAGGGAGCAUACACCUCCCGCCGAUCGCCCGAUGCCAAUGGACCCGCCAGCAGCAUUUCGUACACUGGCGAGCGCAACCCCUUCUUUUCUGAGUACGGAAAGGAGCCGGAGACAAUCUCUGUCAAGCGAGCCGACAACGGUACUCGUUCGCCUGGUGUACCUCCCCCAGUGCCCCGACGAGGCUCUGCCAAUGGCCUCGAGCGUCGUGCCACAGCUGACAUCAUGUCCCCGACGGAAGACGGACCCAGCAAGCCUUCCGGAGGCUUCAUGGCUAGAGUCAAGAGUCUGAAAGGUGGACGCAGACGCCAGGCUUCCGAUGCCAUGGCACCUCCUCCUGCACCUGGCACUGCCGCCUAG